AUUUUAUUGUUCAGUUUCUUAAAACAAACUCAUACAAAAUAAAUUAUAAUGAAAAUCUAAAAAUAGUUAGAAAACUUGACAAAAAUAAAACGCUUGGGUAAAUUAUCAUGCCGGUACUAAUACUCCCUAUACAAAAUGACUUCCCAAAUUUCUUUGUUUUUAUUUUGUUUACAUCAAUUCCUUCGUUUUAAUAUACGAUAUGGUCCGUAGUAAAAAUCCUUUGUUUAAUGAAGAAGAUAAUGAACGUAUCAGAAAUUAUAUGAAAGAGAAUGGACAUUAUCACAAUCGUUUUGUAAGAGUUAGUAAACUAAUCCCGAAAUAUACACCGAAACAAAUUUCUAAUUAUUGGAGAAAUUAUCUUAACCCAGAAUUAUGCCACGGUCCCUUAGGUAGCUGUGAAAAGAAUUUUAUUAUUGAAUGGAUUGUUAAGCAUCAAAAAUCAAGAACAAACGUGUUUAAAAAAAAUUUUAAUAAUUUCUAUUUUUAUGAAAAUAAUAUGAAUUGGAAUAAUGAAAAAGAUAAUACCCUUAAACGGCCUGGAAAACAUCAAUCAUCUAGCGAUAUAAUUCCUUGGAAACAUUUGGUUCGUGAUUUAGAAAAUCAAUUUAACAAGCGAUAUUCCGAAAAUAAAGUCAGGAAUUUUUGGAAUUCAAGGCAAAAAAGUAUUUUGAAACAAUCUAAAAAACAUAAACAAAUACGAGAAACUGUAGUUCAAAAACAAGUUUUCAUUCUUCCCCUUCCCACUACAAAUAAGAAUACUCUCCCUUCUAACAGUCAAAAUGAUUCUUCAAGAAUCUCUAUUGCGUCUCUUUUAAAUGACACUAGUACAGCUGUGUAUUCUAACAUGGAUUACUAAUGAACCAUUGUUAUAAUACAUUUCGGAAAAUAGAUUACGAAUAUAUUCCGUUAUUGU
Molecule: messenger RNA, 913 nt
Organism: Rhizophagus irregularis DAOM 181602=DAOM 197198
Lineage: Eukaryota; Fungi; Glomeromycota; Glomeromycetes; Glomerales; Glomeraceae
Source: RefSeq, a predicted model, not a curated record